UAGGUCAAUUUAAACAAGAAAUCGAAAAAAAAGCGAUUCAACAUGUCUAACGAAAAAGUUAACUACGAUCAUUCCGACAGUAUGGGAGCUGUGACUUCUCCUCAAACUUCCUCUGUCGAAGAACCUGGAAUCGAUCUAGUUUAUGAGAAGAAACUUGUGUAUUUUUUUUCCUCCCACCAGCGUUUGCUAUUUCCUGUGGACGGCUCUGGCUGAACCAAUGGGUAAUAUAGCCGCAGAAUCGACAUUCAUCUCAUCCCAAUUCUCGCAGCACUCUAUUCCGUUUCCAUGAUUGAUCGUACCAAUAUCUCAAAUGCGGUUAUUGCUGGUAUGAUGUCGGAUUUGAAACUCAAUGUCGGGGACCGGUUUUCCAUUGCUCUGCUGAUGUUUUUCAUCCCGGUGAGUAAAUUUUAAUCUGUUCUCCUGCAAGGUUUCGGGAAGCGGAUUGCCUAAUUGGGAUGCUGAAUGGGUAGUAUUUUCUAUUCGAACUUCCAAGCAACAUUAUUCUCAGGAGGGUCGGCGCUGCGGUCUGGUUGGGUUCAAUUGCGCUUGCCUGGGGGUCUGUGACUAUCGGUAUGGGGUUCAUUAAGGAUUGGAGGAUAUUGGUUUUCUGUCGUGUCCUGCUGGGGCUCUUUGAGGCCGGUGAGUUUUCUCCCUCCUGGGCAGGCGGAGGGGUGCAAGGAAGGUGAUUGAUAUCCUUGUAUAGGAUUCUUCCCCGGAAGCAUCUACUUGAUCUCCUCAUGGUAUGUCAGAUAUGAGGUGCAAAAGCGGUAUGUAAGCCCCUUCCCGCUCUCCCCCUAGAUUAAAUUCUCUUAUAUACAAGGAAUCGCUAAUGCUAUGGUAGACUUGCCGGGUUCUACCUUCUCUCCGUCUUCAUUGGUGGAUUCACUUCACUCCUUUCUUACGGUCUUAUGCACAUGAACGGAAUUCAAGGACUUGCCGGAUGGCGGUGGAUCCUUAUAAUUGUGGGUUCCGAGGGCUACAUUGAGAUUUUCACGGAUUGCUGUGCUAAUUGGGAGUAUAGGAAGGUGUUCUUACCGUCAUCGUUGCUCUUCUGGCCUACUUUGUCAUCGUCGACUUCCCGGACAAGCUCCUCCAACGCCGCAAGCCAUUCCUGACUGAAUCGGACAUUGAAAUUAUCAAAGCCCGUAUCGACCGGGACCGUGACGACUCCCAGUCAGACCCUUUAACAUGGAGCAUAGUAGGCCACCACCUCUCGGAUUGGAAGCUCUGGGCCUAGUAAGUUUCUGUUCACCCGCUUACUCAAUGUCUCACGUAAGGCUGCCUGAAGCUUACAUUUUCCGUGAAAAGCGCCCUGUUGUUUAUGAGCGCCGCGGUCCCGGGUUACGGAUUGGCGUACUUCAUGCCUAUCAUUCUCAAGGGCAUGGGGUACUCAACGAGCAUGUCCCAGAUUCUGACCUCUCUGCCCUACAUUGCAGCUGUAGCAGUCGCCUUCUCCCUCGCAUGGUGCGCCGAUAAGACUCGCCUCCGAGCGCCCUUCAUCGUACUUGGCUGUCUGCUCAUCAUCAUCGGGAUGAGCAUUACAGCGUACGCUAGCAGCAAUGGUGCCCGCUACUUUGGUAUCUUCCUUGGAGUGGCUGGAGCACAGAACAAUAUCCCGACAUUGCUCGCCUACCAAUCAAACAACAUCCGCACGAACUCUAAGCGCAGUGUCGGCUCGGCAUUGCAGGUUGGUUUUGGCGCGAUCGGAGGUGUCUUUGCCAGCACGGUGUAUAGACAGAAGGACAGUCCUAAAUACCGCAAUGGGCUCUGGGCCACUAUGGGCUGUCAGUUCCUCUCAUUGGUGUUGUUGGCUUUCAUGACGGUUUACUUUAAGAGAAAGAACAGACAGCAUAAGGAGGGGACCCUAGACAAGCCUAUAGAGGGCCAUCCAGAGUUCACCUAUACCAUCUAG
Messenger RNA from Tuber aestivum (summer truffle), 1912 nucleotides. NCBI's taxonomy places the organism in Eukaryota, Fungi, Ascomycota, Pezizomycetes, Pezizales, Tuberaceae. The record is from the annotation of a GenBank genome assembly.